GCGAAACAAUUUUAAUUUUAGUAUAAAUAUGAUGUUAAGUAUAUGGAACUGGAAGGAGUAUUAGAAGUUAAAUACACUUGAUGAUCAGUAUGCGUUCUAUGUUUGCUAUCCUAUGUCUUACUGCUGCAAUUUCAUCCAAACAUUAUCUCAUCGAGACAUUGGAUGAAGGAGGAUAUGGCGGGGAAACUGUAGCUAUGGCUGGAGCUGAAGCUGCAGAAGGAUAUGAAGCACCUGAAGCUUCUGCUGGUGGAUAUGAAGCACCUGAUGCUCCUGCAGCAGACGAGGCUGCAGAUGGAUAUAGUGAGGACGCCACCCCAGCUGCUGCAGCAUAUGUUCCUGCAGCUCCUUCCGGAGGAGCUCCUUCAGCUGGAGCACCUUCAGCUGGAGCUCCUUCAGCUGGAGCUCCUUCAGCUGGAGCUCCUUCAGCUGGAGCUCCUUCAGCUGGAGCUCCUUCAGCAGGAGCACCUGCAGCUGGAGCUCCUGCUGCUCCAGCAGCACCUGCCGGUAAAGAAGAUCCCUAUGCCAGUUAAAAAAUGAAUUAUGGUAAUUUAGAAAUAAAUGGAUGAGAAUUGGA
Messenger RNA from Eurytemora carolleeae, 574 nucleotides. Its product is annotated as translation initiation factor IF-2. The record is from RefSeq and is a predicted model, not a curated record. Lineage: Eukaryota; Metazoa; Arthropoda; Copepoda; Calanoida; Temoridae. The transcript is spliced from 3 exons. The coding region runs from base 81 to 530 and encodes 149 amino acids.